Callorhinchus milii (elephant shark) is the source of this 1329-nucleotide messenger RNA. RefSeq names its product deleted in malignant brain tumors 1 protein-like. Gene Ontology annotation, cellular component: membrane. NCBI's taxonomy places the organism in Eukaryota, Metazoa, Chordata, Chondrichthyes, Chimaeriformes, Callorhinchidae. The record is from RefSeq and is a predicted model, not a curated record.
AUGCCAGAUGCAGAUGUCGUCUGUCGACAGCUGAACUGUGGCUCUGUGAUUUCAGCCUACAAUUCUUCCCAGUAUGGGGAAGGCGCUGGACCUGUGCUGAUCGAUAAUGUUCAGUGUGCGGGAAACGAGACACAUAUUUGGAACUGCCCACAUUCCACAGUGGCUCCAUCCACCGGGAGCAGCCAUGACGUGGGAGUUCUUUGCUCAGAUCACACACAGAUGAGGCUGAACCAAUCAACUGGGAAUACAAUUGAUGUUGAACUGCAGUAUACAAAUGUUCAGAUCAGACUGAUGGACGGUGGGAGUUCGUGCGCUGGGAGAGUGGAGAUUUACUACAAUGGUACCUGGGGAACGGUGUGCGACGACUCCUGGGGAUCACUUGAGGCGGAUGUUGUGUGUAAGCAGCUGGGAUGUGGAUCUGGAGUUAACGCAACAGCUGCUCCCUCUUGCGGACGAGCCUCAGGGCCAGUUUGGUUGGAUGAGGUGAGAUGUUCAGGAAAGGAAUUGGCACUCUGGGAGUGCGCCUCGUCUCCAUGGGGGCAGCACGACUGUGAUCACAAAGAAGAUGUGAGGAUUGUGUGUACAGAGCACAAGGAGCUUCGGCUGGUGAAUGGGCAACAUUCCUGUGAGGGGAGGGUGGAAGUGUUUUACAAUGGGACUUGGGGCACAGUCUGCUCGGACUCCAUGGGAAUCAAAGCUGCUCAGGUGAUCUGCAAACAGUAUUGUGGCCGAGCUCUGGAUACUACUGAUUCGGAUCAAUUUGACAAAGGAUCUGGACCUAUUUGGCUGGAUGACAUAGACUGCAAUUCACAGGAACCCUUCCUGUGGCUGUGUUCCUCACCACCUUGGGGUGAACACAACUGUGAGCAUUCGGAGGAUGUGGGCGUCGUUUGUUCAGAGAAAGCUACACAAAAAAAAACAGAUCAUGCCAAACAGUGCGCUGGGAGUUCACCUGAUCAGCGGCACCACCUAUCAGGGCAGGAGUUGCGGUUGGUUGGAGGAAGCAGUAAUUGCUCCGGAAGAGUUGAGAUACUGAGCAAUAACAAGUGGGGGACGGUUUGCGACGAUGCCUGGGAUGUACGAGAGGCCAGUGUGGUUUGCAGACAGCUGGACUGUGGGCCCCCAGUGAAGGCUGUGGGUCAGGCUGGGUUUGGAUCAGGCGCUGCUCAGCUGAUUGGGACGGUCAACAUUCCAGUUGCAGCCUGCAUCGUGCUCGGACUCCUGUUAGCAAUGGUACUGUUUGCGCUGAUGGUACAGACGGACACCAAUUCUUCGGGAAGAGGUGAGCCUGGUUACCUGGUCUCAGGAUCGCCUUCAGGAGCUUGCUGA